Messenger RNA from Ochotona curzoniae (black-lipped pika), 729 nucleotides. RefSeq names its product protein C receptor (gene PROCR). The transcript has 4 exons. Lineage: Eukaryota; Metazoa; Chordata; Mammalia; Lagomorpha; Ochotonidae. Gene Ontology annotation, molecular function: signaling receptor activity. The record is from RefSeq and is a predicted model, not a curated record. Gene Ontology annotation, biological process: negative regulation of coagulation. Bases 1 to 729 code for a protein of 242 amino acids.
AUGUCGCCAACCUUGCUGCCUUUGUUGCUGCUACUUUUCCUGCCCCACCGAGCCCUUUGUAGUCAGGAAACUUCAGAGGGCCUGCAGGGCCUCCACAUGCUCCACUUCUCCUACUUCCGCAAUCCCAACCACGUGUGGUACCAGGGCAACGCGUCGCUGGGGGGGCACCUGACUCACAAGCUGGAAGGCCUCGGCACCAACGCCACUUUCCUCCAGCUGCAGCCCCUGCAGGAUCCCGAGAGCUGGGCGUUCACCGAGAAGCUCCUGCAGCAGUACCUGAAGCGCUUCCAUGGCCUCGUGAUGCUGGUGCAUCGGGAGCGGCAUGUGGCCUUUCCUUUAACGAUCCGCUGCUACGCGGGCUGCGAGCUGCUACCAGAGGACUCCAAGGCCCGCGUCUUCUUUAAUGUGGCUGUGAAUGGGAGCUCCUUCAUGAUUUUCCAGCCAGAGACGGCCCUGUGGGUGGCUGGCUCCGCGAACCCUUCCCAGGUGGCCACCUACACCAUGAAGCAGCUCAAUACCUACAACCAGACUCGGUACGAACUGCGAGAGUUCCUGGAGGACACGUGUGUGCAGUACGUGCACAAGCACUUGGCUGGGGGAAAUCUGAAAGGGAGCCAAACGGGGCGCUCCUAUACUUCGCUAGUCCUGGGCGUGCUGGUGGGCAGUUUCAUCAUCGCUGGCGUGGCCAUGGGCAUCUUCCUGUGCACAGGUGGACGGCGGCGCUGCUAG